Fukomys damarensis (Damara mole-rat) is the source of this 1329-nucleotide messenger RNA. It is a transcript of the gene Atpaf2, whose product is annotated as ATP synthase mitochondrial F1 complex assembly factor 2. Bases 196 to 1065 code for a protein of 289 amino acids. Gene Ontology annotation, cellular component: mitochondrion. Gene Ontology annotation, biological process: mitochondrial proton-transporting ATP synthase complex assembly. The record is from RefSeq and is a predicted model, not a curated record. The transcript is spliced from 8 exons. Lineage: Eukaryota; Metazoa; Chordata; Mammalia; Rodentia; Bathyergidae.
GCUGUGUGCUGGGUGCGCGGCGACGACGGCGCGCCGUAGGUGACAUGAAGAUGGCGGCGUCCAGAGGCGUAUGAGGGCUCUGCAGAAGCUCUGGGAGGUUUCCGUAUAGCUCGAGCGUGCUACUUGGGGAUCCUUUCACUCUAGAGUUUCGGGAGCUGGGGUCUCACUGCGUGCGCUCCCAGGUCCUUGGGAGCGAUGUGGAGGAGGUGCCUUCGGCUGCGGGACUGGGAGCGCCGCCUCCUAAAGUGGUGCCCGGGUGACCCUACCGCUUCCGCGAGGCUGGGCCUAGUCCCCCAGACUCCUGCCCGGACCUACGCGCCCCCGGCAGAAAGGAAGAGGUUUUAUCAGAAUGUUAGCAUCACUCAGGGUGAAGGUGGCUUUGAGAUAAACCUGGACCACAGGAAGCUGAAAACUCCUCAAGCCAAGCUCUUUACUGUCCCCAGUGAGGCCCUAGCCAUCGCAGUGGCCACUGAAUGGGACUCCCAGCAUGAUACCAUCAAGUUCUACACGAUGCACUUGACCACAUUGUGUAACACAUCCUUGGACAACCCAACUCAGCGCAGCAAGGAUCAGCUGAUCCGGGCAGCUGUGAAGUUUCUGGACACUGACACCAUCUGCUACAGGGUAGAAGAACCAGAGACAUUAGUGGAACUUCAAAAGAAUGAGUGGGACCCAAUCAUAGAAUGGGCCGAGAAGAGAUAUGGUGUGGAGAUCGGCUCCUCCACCAGCAUAAUGGGACCCAGCAUCCCCGCCAAGACUCAGGAGGUGCUUGUCAGCCACCUGGCAUCUUACAAUAUGUGGGCUCUACAAGGGAUCGAGUUUGUGGUGGCCCAGCUCAAAUCCAUGGUGCUGACUUUAGGGCUAAUUGACCUGCGCCUAACAGUGGAGCAGGCUGUGCUGCUAUCACGCUUGGAGGAGGAGUACCAGAUCCAGAAGUGGGGCAACAUCGAAUGGGCCCAUGACUAUGAGCUACAGGAGCUGCGGGCCCGCACCGCUGCUGGCACCCUCUUUGUCCACCUCUGCUCAGAGAAUACCUCAGUCAAGCACAAGCUCCUGCAGGAAUGAAGCCUGGGCUGCACAUGCCAGCUGGAUGGAUCUUGUACAGCCACAGCUACCUUGCCCUAGGGCUUUCCUGGUCUGUGGGGCUUAUCUGCGUGCAGAGCUGCCCCAGCCUGUGACUGUGGACCUCCUCUGACCUGCAGGGCUUGGCCUUGUAUAGCAUUUCCCUAAGGUGCCCCUGAUAUACAGUUGGCUGUCUGGAGGUCAGUUUGAUUCCAACCCAGGUGCCCCCGGCAUGGCCAUCAUCCAAUGAAGGGGAUGAGUUGUACA